GGUAACAGAUGUGAAUCUGACGUUUGUUUGGAUGCGUAACAACACAUCCAUUCUUGAACUUUGAUUCUUGGCUGCCGAGUGCCGACCACCUCUCCAAAUCCGCCCCCACCAUCUCGCUGUAUCUGUCGACUGGAUUUCCUUUCAUCAAUCAACCUCACAACUCACUAAUCUCUUGCCAACAAUGACGGAUGAUGAUUACGCCAUCAAUGAACAAACUUCUAAGCAACAUUGGGAAGAUCUCCUUCGUAAGAUGUUGCCGGCCGGAGCCCCCUUACCUGACGAAGAUCAACUCGAUUAUUCAAUUUCCGUCGAAUACCAACCCCCCACCCACCCACACAACAAUAACAUUAACCACCACGCCCUUUCCAGAACCACCACCAGCAGCCCUAUACCCAUCACUAAAAAUUCAAAUUUUACUAAACCCCCAAAAAUUCACCACAAAUACACUAGUGCUACUACUAAUUUGGCUGCGUCUCUCGUUACACCGGCUUCCGAAACCGGAGAAGAUGGAAUUUCCAAUGUACUGAGUUUCGAUACCACCCAAGAAGAAGAAGAAGAAGAAGAAGAAGAAGAAGAAGAAGAUAAUGAUUCAUCUACAAGUGUUACGGCUUCUCCUGUCGUGGAAACUGGUGGAAAGAAGAAUCAGAAGAAGAAUAUAUGUAGCAGGUGUGGAAACGGGAAUAGAUUGAAAGAAAAAGAAGGUUGCAUUGUUUGCGAUGCGAGGUAUUGUAGUAACUGUUUGCUCAAGGCAAUGGGAUCAAUGCCUGAAGGACGAAAAUGUGUAGGUUGUAUCGGGCGACCUAUCGAUGAAUCAAGAAGACAGAGGCUAGGGAAGUGCUCAAGAAUGUUGUCUAAAAUUUGUAGUCCUCUGGAGGUGAGACAGAUAAUGUUGGCUGAAAAAGAAUGCUUUGCUAAUCAGCUUCGUCCCGAGCAACUUGUUGUGAAUGGAAGACAGUUAGGGCAGGAGGAUUUGUGUGAGCUUUUGGGUUGCCCUGUUCCUCCAUUGAAGUUAAAACCAGGCAAGUAUUGGUAUGAUAAGGAUUCUGGACUUUGGGGGCAGGAGGGGGAAAAGCCUGAUAGGAUUGUAAGUUCAAAAUUGAAUGUGGGUGGUAAGCUUCAGAUGGAUGCAAGCAAUGGAAACACACAAGUUUAUAUCAAUGGGCGUCAAAUCACAAAAGUUGAACUCAGGGUACUAAAGCUAGCCAAGGUACAAUGCCCACAGGGAACACAUUUCUGGCUUUAUGAUGAUGGGUCGUAUGAGGAAGAGGGUCAAAACAAUAUCAAAGGAAACAUAUGGGGAAAGGCGUCUACUCGGUUCAUUUCUUCAUUGUUCUGUUUGCCUGUACCCCAUGAAGCGUGUCAGGGUUUGAAGUUGAAGAAGCAUGAGUCUAUUACUCAGAAUUUGGAGCAUUCAACAAGAGUCGACAAGCUUAUGCUGUUUGGGUUGGAAGGAUCAGGGACAAGUACCAUCUUCAAGCAGGUGAGGUUUUUAUAUGGAGACAAGCUGAGUGGUGAGGAGUUGCAGCAUCUUAAGCUUAUGAUACAAAGCAACACAUAUAGAUACCUUAGUGUGUUGCUUGAAGGGAGAGAGCGUUUUGAAGAGGAAGAUGAUUCUGAUUCAAGUGUUUAUUCAUUUAAACCAAAAUUCAAACAUUUCUCUGAUUGGCUGCUGGAUAUAAUGGCAAUGGGUGAUUUUGAGAAUUACUUUCCGGCUGCGACACGGGAGUAUGCUCCAUUAGUUGAUGAGAUAUGGAAGGAUCCUGCCAUUCAGGAGACUUACAGGCGAAGAGACGAGCUGAAUUUUCUUCCAGAUGUCGCCAAAUAUUUUCUUGAUCGGACAAUUGAGUUAUCAAGCAACGAUUAUGAACCAUCGGAGAAGGACAUUUUAUAUGCUGAAGGAGUAACCCCAACCAACGGUCUUUCGUGUCUGGACUUCUCGUUUCGUGAUCACAGCCCCAUGUCUAUGUCUAUAUCUGAUGAUGAAAAUGGUCAAUCUCCUUUAAUCAGGUUUCAGCUACUUGGCAUGAAACUGCAUGAUGGUUGCAAAUGGCUAGACAUGUUUGAAGACGCGCGGUUGGUUAUAUUUUGUGUGGCGUUAAGCGACUACGACCAGGUGUGGGCCCACAAACACAAUGAUGAUGUCAUCAUCACGGAAAACAAGAUGUUAGCAAACCGAGACUUGUUCGAGAGGCUCGUGAAACAAGCUUGUUUUGCGGACAUUCCGUUUGUGGUUAUUUUGAACAAAUACGACAUCUUUGAGGAGAAAAUCGGGCGGACCCCGUUGAGUGUCUGCGAGUGGUUUAGUGAUUUUGGGGCGGGGGUGGUGAAAACUUCAACCGUGUCAUUGGCAAACCAGGCUUAUUAUUAUGUGGGUAUGAAGUUUAAGGAGGUGUAUGCGGGUAUAACUGGUAGGAAGCUUUUUGUGUGGCAGAGUGUUGGUAGGGAUCGUGGAUCUGUUCAAGGAGGAAUCUCAUUUAUUACUGAAGUCAUUAGAUGGGAUCAACAAAGACAUCAACAUCAACAUCUCUAUGCUCAUGCUCAUGAUGAUGACGAUGAUAAUACUUCAUUCUAUACCCACUCAAACUUGAUUGUAAAUAGUUAGUUUUUCUUUCAUCCGUAAAUAUCAUGUCAUGCACUCCACUUUUUCAACAUGUGUUGUGUGUAUAUAUCAUCCUACCCGCUGUUUACUUGACAUAACUCCGUCCGUCUUCUUGGUCUUUUCUUCUUGUACAAUAUGGUUAGGCUACUUUUAUGUUAUUUUUAUCAUCAAU
Molecule: messenger RNA, 2771 nt
Organism: Lactuca saligna
Lineage: Eukaryota; Viridiplantae; Streptophyta; Magnoliopsida; Asterales; Asteraceae
Source: the annotation of a GenBank genome assembly